Messenger RNA from Macrosiphum euphorbiae (potato aphid), 279 nucleotides. The record is from the annotation of a GenBank genome assembly. Lineage: Eukaryota; Metazoa; Arthropoda; Insecta; Hemiptera; Aphididae.
AUGCUCUUUUUGAGCCCGCACCCUUCCUCCGCCCAUAUUUCUGCGCAGCUUGAAGAUAAAUACCUAGAUAACACUGGAGCACAACCCAGUCAACCGCUGUUCCAAACACCCAGUCAACCGAUGUUCCAAGCACCCACUCAACCGAUGUUUCGACCACCCUCUAGGUCUACAGAUUAUAACAAUAUUAUGUCACUUUCGAGCACACCAUCGCCAAGCCUCAGUCCAUCAUCGGCUACUUCUCAAGGAUUUGAUCCAUAUAUGAACAAUAAUCAACAAUAA